Molecule: messenger RNA, 849 nt
Organism: Laetiporus sulphureus 93-53
Lineage: Eukaryota; Fungi; Basidiomycota; Agaricomycetes; Polyporales; Laetiporaceae
Product: WD40 repeat-like protein
Exons: 6
Molecular function (GO): protein binding
Source: RefSeq, a predicted model, not a curated record
CAGUUUACAUUGAAGAAGAUGUUGCGCGGCCACGAUCUUCCCGUGAACACCGUGGCUGUCAGCCAUGAUGGUCUGACAUUGCUCACAGGCGCUGACGAUGGACAUGUUAUUGUUUGGGAUCUCGAGACUGCGCGCCAGAUACAGGACAUAUCAUGCGUGUUUCAUGGCCAAGUGGUUUGCAUAUGCUGGAUUGAUCUUGGCAAGGGUGACAAUCUGGCUUUCAUCAUUGGCUGCGCCGAUGGCAGCCUGCAGGUUUAUCAGAGAGUGGACUUGAAGGCCCCCUUCGCAUACUGUUCUAUGACGGUUGGCCACAAAGCCUUCGUUCAAAACAUUAGCUAUGAUCACAGUAGUGGUCGCAUCGCCAGUGUUGGCAGGGGCACAAUUCAGCUGUGGAAGUUGACCACAGGCUGUUUGGAGAAGAUUCCUAUGGACUUUGAACAGGAGGGAGUAAUGGUGCAGAGCGUUCACUUUUUAGACAAUGGAACCAACAUUAUUCUUUGUCUCUGCGAGUUGCAUGAAGUACUAUGCUACAAUGUGGACCCUUGGAAUCUGCAGUGGGCUAAGCAGAUCCCAACUCGCAUCGGUCAUUCUAUGCUCUCUUCCGAUGAGCAGUCUCUGUUCAUCUCGAACCUUCUUUCUGGCGUUGAUCAAUACAGACUGCCAUCCAUGAAGCAAACUCGUUCGUAUUCCUAUCCAAUUUUACACAACUACAUGAUGCAAGUCAGCCUCUUCGACAACAAGGUUGUUAUGGGCAGGGAUGAUGGUUUUGCACGAGUAUUUGACAUCAGGACUGGGCAAUUAACUCAGAUGCUCGACCAUUCCCAUGGUGAGCGACGCGCAGUGGCUUAG